Camelina sativa (false flax) is the source of this 1463-nucleotide messenger RNA. Its product is annotated as tubulin beta-4 chain. Gene Ontology annotation, molecular function: protein binding; GTP binding; GTPase activity. Gene Ontology annotation, biological process: microtubule-based process. NCBI's taxonomy places the organism in Eukaryota, Viridiplantae, Streptophyta, Magnoliopsida, Brassicales, Brassicaceae. The record is from RefSeq and is a predicted model, not a curated record. Gene Ontology annotation, cellular component: microtubule.
CAAUUCCUUGUACUUUGCUUCAUGUUCUUCGACUAAAUCAUAGCAUCCAAACAAAAGAAACCAUAUUCUUGUUGGAGUUGAGUAUCAAGAGUGAAUGGAAAGAAAUCUUGAAGAACAAUUCGACAUUUGUUACCAAUCUUAGAAUAGUUUGGUGACUAAAAAAAAAAAAACUAUAUCCUCCUCUUCCCUCGCCGUCUCCGAUAUUCUUCUCCACUGUGUCUCUUCCAAUCUCCCUUGCUCUCUCAGUUUUUCUUCCUCCCUCAUGGCUAUCAUUGCUGCUCAUGGCCAAGCGCGAGAGCAUACUUCCUACCAGAAACCCUAAUUUCGUCAAGCCCACAAAGAUUCCAUAAAAAAUGACGUUUUCUCUGCAGAUCUAAGUCUUACUCGAUGGGAGUCAAAGUUCCUCGCGCUGUUCUUAUGGAUCUGGAGCCUGGUACCAUGGAUUCCCUCAUAUCUGGUCCCUUUGGUCAGAUUUUUCGUCCUGAUAACUUCGUCUUUGGCCAGUCCGGUGCUGGUAACAACUGGGCCAAAGGUCAUUAUACCGAAGGUGCUGAGUUGAUUGAUUCCGUUCUCGAUGUUGUCAGGAAGGAGGCUGAGAACAGCGAUUGUCUUCAAGAUAUGGUUCUCUUCUCUUUUAUGUUUACAGUUAACCGUUGCUCACAAACCAUUGCUGGCCACGAGGAAGCUGUGCUUUGUGUUUCAUUUAGUCCUGACGGUAAGCAAUUAGCAAGUGGUUCAGGUGACACCACUGUCAGGCUUUGGGAUCUCUACACUGAAACUCCAUUGUUUACUUGCAAAGGGCACAAGAAUUGGGUAAUGUAGCCUGGGAGACCCUUUUAGCUGAAGUUGCCAUUCCGAUGGGUUCUGUAUAGCCUGGGAGAAACUUAGAAUCAGUCAAGGUUAGUAAAAAUAUUGUCCAAAUGCAGGCGCCAUUAGUGUUUCUCGAUGGUUUUGCACCGAUGAUCACCUAUCACCCGAUAACCUACAAAUCUAAUGUCAUGAGUUUGUGGCCUCUAAUCCUACUAAAGCCAUGAUUGUUCGAUAUUUAUCUUAUAUAGGCAAGAAGCUCAUAAGUAUGCUCUCGGAUCUUUGCCUUGGCAUUAGCAAAAUCAGAAUUGUUAGAUAUUGAUUUAGCAAAAUCUGAUCUUAAGUAUUCCACACACUUAAAAUCACUCCUUUUACCCUGAUCUUCAUCUGUCCCUUUGCAAACUGCUGGCUUCUUUUUAUUAUAGGCACUCCAAAAAUACAAUCAAGCAAAAGGGGAUGCCCCUGAAAGAUUAGUGUCUGGUUCUGAUGAUUUUACAAUGUUCCUCUGGGAACCUUCUGUUAACAAACAAUCUAAAAAACGUUUGACUGGUCAUCAACAUGUACUUUCUUGAAAACUUCAUUCUUUUCGCCGAGGUUUUGGUUCUCUUUCUGAUUGUUUACGGACAAUUUUGGUCAAAUCAACAGCUUGUAAAUCA